AAAGAAAAACUGGGGACAGAAAACAGGUCAGAGGUCAUCGUCACAGUCUGAACCAAUUGACUCUGUCUCUGUUACCAGUGAACAAUAUUCAUUUUAACAUCACCUUUAAACCUUGGUCAUUUCAGGAAGCAUUUCUUAGACGAUGUAUCUUUAACUCAAGUGUCCUAAAGUCAAUGAGAAGAGCCAAGUUAAUAAAGUGAUCGGCUCGCAGCUGUUUGCGUGUGUGCACGUUCACAGUGGCAGGGAAACUUUUAGACCUUUGUGAAAAGCUCUGAACAAUUGGCGUUCUGGUUUGGGUUCAUUGGGGCCAUGUGGAAUUAACUGAGGAAACCCCUUUGAAUCUCCACCGAUGAAGCAGGCAAGGACUUCCCUUUUAUGCCAUUAAAUUUGUAUAGAUAACUUGACAAUUACAUUAUGUUUGUUAAAAAUGAUAGGCUACUCUCAGAGAUCAUGGAAAAAAUACUAUAUGGUUAUACAUUUACAGACACUCUGGUGUCUGUAACAAACAAAACAGGUUUGUAUCAGUUCAAUCUGUUCACGCUUCAGACGUAAAGACGCGCUCCUCUCCUAAUCUGCUGACUCAGUGCUCGGUCUGCUGAGUCAGCAGGAGCAAAGCAGCUCACACUUACUGCUGAUCACCUGUGAUUAGUUGUGGUGGACACGCCCUUGACUUCCUGUUUACACUCUGGGAUGUAAACAAACAAGAUUCGAACUAAACAAGUGUCAUCACGUGUUUUUAUUUUUAUGGGUGGUGGGUCGACGCAGGGCAGAAAAUCAAAACGUUGACCCUUGACCUGUAAUAUUUGAUAGACAUUUAACAGAAAGUGCUAUAGGUGUGUGUAAAGAAACAGAGAGAAAGAGGCUUUGUUCUUCCAGUAAUAAGCUGCUUACUGACCAGGCUCUGUGUGCGUGCUGUCUGUAGUAUAUAAGAAGCUCAUCAGUGAGGCCAGGAGUAAGCGGUGCCCUCUGCUGACUCUACAGUGCAGCUUCAGGGAAACACAAUCGUUUGACUUCCAGGAAGGACGAGUUCUUCUGAAGUCGCCAUGUCUCCAAAACAUGUCAUCUUCAAGAAGGUUUCCAAGGACAAGUCGGUGACUGUCUACAUGGGCAGGAGAGACUUUGUGGACCACUGUGAUUUUGUGGAUCCAGUCGAUGGUGUGAUCGUCAUUGAUCCAGUGCAGAUGCAGGGAAAGAAAGUGUACGUGAUGCUGUCGUGCACGUUCCGUUAUGGUCGUCAGGAUAUGGAUGUGUUGGGCGUGGCCUUCAGAAGAGACCUGUUCCUGCAGACCAGGCAGGUUUAUCCCGAGCUUCAGGACAAAGAAAAACUGACUCACACCAAAAUCCAGAAGAAACUGCUGAGGAAGCUCGGAGACAACGCUUACCCAUUCUUCUUUGAGUUUCCAGACAACCUGCCGUGUUCUGUCACUCUUCAGCCAGGACCACAUGAUGUGGGGAAGAAAUGUGCAGUGGAGUUUGAGGUGAAGGCCUUCUGUGGGGAAAACCAAGAUGAGAAGAUAGAAAAACAGAGUUCAGUUCGUCUCAGUAUUCGCAAGAUUCAGUUCAGUCCAGAGGUCAGUGACGUGGUUCCUGUGGCUGAGACAACCUUUGAGUUCCUUAUGUCAGAGAAACCGCUGAAAGUCAUCCUCAGUCUGACUAAAGAGACAUUUUAUCAUGGCGAACCAGUCAGUGUUGGUGUUGACAUCGACAACUCAUCAAGCAGGAACAUCAAGGACAUCAGUGUGUCAGUGGAGCAGGUGACCAACGUUGUCCUUUACUCCAACGACAAAUACGUCAAAUCUGUGGCCAGAGAGGAGAUUGAGGACAGUGUCCCUGCUGGGACUCAGCUGAGGACAGUCUGCACACUGUUUCCUAUCCUGGCUUACAACAAGGACCGCAGAGGACUGGCUCUGGAUGGACAACUGAAACAUGAGGACACCAACCUCGCUUCUUCUAGCAUCGUGAGACAGGAUGUCCUAAAGGAGGUCCUGGGAAUCCUGGUGUCUUAUAAAGUUGUGGUGAGGAUGAUGGCCUGUGGUGACGUGUGUGUGGAGCUUCCUUUCAAACUCAUGAAUCCAAAUCCAGAUCAAUCCAAAGAGAGUGAGACAGAUGACAUGGUCUUUGAGGAGUUCAAACGAGCCUACCUGAAGGGUGUGGUGUACGGCGACGACGACGAGUCUCCCACUGAGGCCUGAAGAGCCGAUCAGACCCUGAUUUACUCCUCCCAGCUUGCACUGACAUCCUCAUACUGGUCCUGACCUUGCAUUGUUGUCCAGAGCGUCAGUAAGGUCCAACGAUCAUGAUGUGUCCUCUAGUGACCCCAUGGUUUGUCCUAACUAUAGUCUGCAGCCAGAGGGACAUGAGACAUAUGGAAAAGGUCUGACAGACUCUCACUCAGGACAGUGGGACAAACAGCUAAUGAGACACCAGAAAAGUCAUUAUGUGGUGUGUCCACCUCAUGUCCAUCCACAUCAUGUCCCCAUUAUCUCCUGGCAUGUCAUUUGUCCACCUCACCUUUGUUGUAUAUUGUCACAGGUCUGCAUGUUGUUAGUAGUGGAGUCAUUAAUGCAACAUGUUUGAAUUACUGUUGUAUCGAUACAAUGACAUUUAAAAAAAUUACAAAUAUGUGUAAAUUAACAGAAACAACCAGCCAAUUGUACCAGGGCGAGUGAAAAAGCUAAAAAAAAAAAAGAGACACAGAUCAGAUCUCUUUUUCCUCAGUUAAUGUCCAAACCUGUUUUCAUCAGAGAUUCCCUUCUUUGAAUUUCCGAAAGGUAACAGCUCCACACUUGACAUGAUGUGAUGAUAAAACUGGUCAAAGCUGUUGGAGGCACAGACCAGAACUGGUUUUAAUCAUUAACAUCAGAACUUUACGACCGUUGACCCUCAAACAAUAUUAAUCAAACGUCCAGUCAUGUCUCAGACCACUGGCAAACUGAGUGUGCUCUUUUUUUUUAACUUUUCUCUAACAAUAAUCAAAUAAAUAAAGUGAAUCAUGCGUCACAUUUAAAUUUUACUUUUAAUUUUUUUAAUAUAUACAAACUCUUGGUCUGACUUUUGUUCAAUCAUGGUGGUAGCCUCCACAGGGCGGCAUUCUUCAGCCUGAAGACAAAUAUUUACCAAUAGGUGUCAGUAUUGUACUGGGUUGUACACAUUGGAUUAAAUAGCAAACACUUAGUAAUCCUGAGUGGCGCUUUGGCCCAGAGGCAAUGUCUCUGUCAUUGGUGUGGAACUCCAGGGUUCACCUCCUGGGCAAGUUCGAAUCGGUUGGUCCCUUCCAGUGGACUCACCACCUGCCGGAAGG
Molecule: messenger RNA, 3301 nt
Organism: Cynoglossus semilaevis (tongue sole)
Lineage: Eukaryota; Metazoa; Chordata; Actinopteri; Pleuronectiformes; Cynoglossidae
Gene: sagb
Product: S-antigen; retina and pineal gland (arrestin) b
Exons: 15
Coding region: 1044-2192 (382 amino acids)
Biological process (GO): G protein-coupled receptor internalization; signal transduction
Cellular component (GO): photoreceptor inner segment; photoreceptor outer segment
Molecular function (GO): G protein-coupled receptor binding
Source: RefSeq, a predicted model, not a curated record